Acanthamoeba castellanii str. Neff is the source of this 1677-nucleotide messenger RNA. RefSeq names its product Ras subfamily protein. The record is from RefSeq and is a predicted model, not a curated record. The transcript is spliced from 14 exons. Gene Ontology annotation, biological process: signal transduction. The coding region runs from base 1 to 1677 and encodes 558 amino acids. Gene Ontology annotation, molecular function: GTPase activity; GDP binding; GTP binding. NCBI's taxonomy places the organism in Eukaryota, Discosea, Longamoebia, Acanthamoebidae. Gene Ontology annotation, cellular component: plasma membrane.
AUGCGGGUGCUGGGGGAUCAGCGAUCAGGCCGUGCGAUCGGGGGACCGCUUCAUUUUUGUGUACAAUACGGCCUCGAGGGCAAGCUUCGAAGAGUUCAAGUUUACACGCGAGAGGCUGAUGACCACACUCCUCGACCGCGAGCUACGGAAGGGCAUGACGGACCAAUUGCACAUGGGGUGGUAUGGCACCUCAUCACCUCGUGCACAUGCAGGGCUACAUCCCAGUUCUUAAACUCUGAGUUUGAUGUGGCCAGGCGGCUCCCGCUGAUGAUUGUUGGCUAUCACAAGAGCGACAAGAUUCGACAAGUGCCCACAUCGGAGGGAAAGAGGUACUCAGAGUACUACAAGUGCGCCUUUAAGGAAGUGCGACAGGACGACCCGGUCGGGGUGGAGGAAUGCAUCCGGGAUAUGUUGGCCGAGGAGUAUGGCUUAAUUGCCUCACAAAAGUCCGCCGUGGCUACGAUUGAGCGGGAGGCGGUGGCUGACGUGAGCAGCUUAACCGAAUAUGAAAUCGCGGUGAUGGGAGACUUGUUCGUGGGCAAGACCUGCCUCAUUCGAAAGUUGAUCUCCAACACUUUCGCUCCACGAUACGUCAGCACAGGAGAGGAGCACAAACAAAAGUAUCGCUUGGGACUUGAUGGCAAAAGCUACAUCCUUCGCUUGACCGACACCUCAGGCAUGAUUCCGCUAGACAGUCUAACCAAGGAGUAUCUGCUACCGAUGCAAGGCUUCAUCCUGGUGUACAGCGUCACGUCCCGAGGCAGCUUCGACAGACUGACCGAGCUCUACCCGCUCAUACACAAGCACAAAACCGAGACCAAGCUCCCACACGUCAUCGUGAUCGUGGGCAAUAAGGCCGACGAACAUUUUGGAAGACAGGUGAGUUUCGAGGAGGGCAGUCAAUUAGCGCGACAGCUGGGCUCGGCCUUUUUCGUGGAGUUGUCUGCGAAAGAGGAGAACGUAGAGGAGCCCUUCGCCCAGUGCGUGCGGUAUCUGCUGGCGCACGAGGCCAGCGCAGCUCCGUUGUCGCAGAGCCAAGGCGAGAUGGAGAAGGCGGGCUCUCUUCAGAUGAUGGAGAAGCGACGGUGGAGGUCACGCAAUUUCUCAGUUCGAGAAGGUACCCUCAGUUUCACCAGCAACAUCUCCAUCGGCGCGACCAAGGGCACCUUUCCCCUGACGCCAGGAGUUGCCGUGAAAGAGCACCCGGCCGACGUGAAGAUCGGGUUUCCGUUCGAGAUCUCGAGUACAGACUUCGGGGAGAUCUGGUUGCUGGCAGCCUCCACCAGCGAAGAACGGAGCGCGUGGGUGGCGUCGAUACGUCUCAACGCCAGCAAGGGAACCAAGGCAGAAGAGAGCUUCGGGGCCUCAAGAAGUGAUGAACACGAACUCAGGAAACACACCACACUCCCUGCCGACAUUCCUUCGCCCGCUGGGCUGCCGCCCAUCAGCCACUCCAUAAUGGAGUUCAUGGACUCUUCGUCCAAGGGGAGUCACACACCCACCUACACCACGAAUCCAAUAUGGCGCUCCCACGAGUUGGGGAUGUUUGCGUCCCCGUCAACAGUAAGUGGCUCGCCGCUCAGCAAGAAGGCUCUUGGGGACAAGGUCACUUCGUUGUGGCGUCGCGACACCAAGGUCGCCAAGAAGAACAAGAAGGACGAUAGAAAGCACAGCUGA